Messenger RNA from Suncus etruscus (white-toothed pygmy shrew), 838 nucleotides. RefSeq names its product CD8 subunit alpha (gene CD8A). Lineage: Eukaryota; Metazoa; Chordata; Mammalia; Eulipotyphla; Soricidae. Bases 1 to 726 code for a protein of 241 amino acids. The record is from RefSeq and is a predicted model, not a curated record. The transcript has 7 exons.
AUGGCCAGGUCUGCGCUCGCCGGGCUGCUGCCGCUGUUCCUGCUGUUUUACUCGGCCAACACCGCCUCCUGCGAACCCAUCCAGCUCGGAAUGUCCCAGAAGGGAUCAGCGCUCCCGAAGGAGCAAGUGCAGCUGCGAUGCGAAGUUUUGCGCUCCGAACCGGUCACGGGCUGCAACUGGCUCUUCCAGGGGCCCGACCUCGGCGCGGUCCCCGAAUUCCUGGUGUACAUCGGCACCAGGUCGGUAUUGCGGCCCGGACUCAGCGGCGUCUCGGGCAAGAAGGAAUCCCCCGGUGUCUUCGUGCUCACCCUGGACAGUUUUGGGGAGUCGCAGCAGGGCUACUACUUCUGCGCCGUCAUCAGCAACUCCAUCAUGCACUUCAGCUCCCGGCUGCCGCUUUUCCUACCAGCCAAGCCCACCACCACGCCGCGCCCACCCACGCGGGCACCCAACACCCCGCAGCCACUGAGCUCCAGUCCCGAGACCUGCCGACCCGCCUCCCGGCUGUCUGGGGAUCUUGGGAAGGGCAGGUGGGAUACCCAGGGGCUGGACCUCUCCUGUAACAUCUACAUCUGGGCACCUCUGGCUGGGGUCUGCGCGAUUCUGCUCUUCUCCCUGUUCGCCAUCCUGGUGUGCAUCCGCAGGAACCGAAGACGAGUUUGCAAAUGUCCCAGGCCCCAAGUCAGACUGGGAGGCAAGUCCAGUCCUUCGGAGAGAUACGUGUAAUAUGGUUACAAACCCAAACCUCGGCCACUACAAGACCAGACUGAGAAGGCUCCUUUUCAGGGAGCAGCUGCCUUUACCUAAGUUUCUCCAGCCUUUCUCCUUAUUUUCAUGG